CACCGCGGGAAAACCAAAACCAAUCCGCUAUUUUGUUUACCGCGGCCCACUUUCUCCGCCACUAUAAAAUCCCCAUUUUCCCUCCCUCCCUCCCCACACUGUCUCUCUCUCAUAAUCUGUCAAGCAAGAGACGUAAGAGAAACAGCUUAUUCCUUCCUCCCACCGCCCCGCUACUGCCACAUUACACACUCUAGAAGCUUUAAGCACGCACCAGACCUCGAAUUUGCGAUCAUGGCGACCCCGAAGCUCGGACGAAUGCCCAGCAUGAGGGAGCGCAUGGAGGACACUCUCUCCGCUCACCGCAAUCAGCUCGUUUCUCUGCUCUCCAGGUACGUGGAUCAAGGGAAAGGGAUUCUGCAACCGCAUAACCUGAUCGACGAGCUCGAUAACAUCGUCUGCGACCCGGAGGCCAGGGAGACGCUGCGGAACGGGCCCUUCAGCGAAGUCCUCAAAACUGCGCAGGAAGCCAUAGUUCUGCCUCCAUUCGUGGCGAUUGCAAUUCGGCCGAGGCCCGGUGUUUGGGAAUAUGUGAGGGUUAAUGUGCAUGAGCUCAGUGUGGAUCAGUUGAGCGUCUCCGAGUACCUUCGAUUCAAAGAAGAAUUGGUGGACGGGCAGGCGAAUGAUCCCUAUGUUCUGGAGCUGGAUUUGGAGCCGUUCAACGCUAGCUUCCCUAGACCCACCCGUUCUUCGUCAAUUGGGAAUGGGGUUCAGUUCCUCAAUCGUCACCUCUCUUCAAUCAUGUUCCGUAACAAGGAAUCGCUGGAGCCACUGCUCGAAUUCCUGCGGUCGCACUCGUAUAAAGGACACGCCCUUAUGUUGAAUGAUAGGAUUCAUAGUGUAUCGAGGCUCCAAUCGGCGCUUGCUAAGGCAGAAGAUAACAUCUCCAAGCUCCCACCUGACACGCCAUACCAUGAGUUUGAAUAUGCGAUACAGGGAAUGGGGUUCGAGCGAGGCUGGGGCGACACUGCGGAGCGAACAAUGGAGAUGAUGCAUCUUCUGUCGGAUAUCUUGCAGGCUCCUGAUCCAGCAAGUUUAGAGACAUUCCUGGGAAGAGUACCCAUGGUGUUCAAUGUGGUUAUCUUGUCUCCACACGGAUACUUUGGCCAAGCUAAUGUUUUAGGGAUGCCAGACACAGGUGGACAGAUUGUUUAUAUUUUGGAUCAAGUUCGGGCGUUGGAGAGUGAAAUGCUUCUGAGGAUAAAGAAGCAAGGGCUGGAUUUCAAGCCUAGGAUUCUGAUUGUGACCAGGUUGAUACCUGAUGCAAAAGGUACAACAUGCAAUCAGCAUAUGGAAAGAAUCAGUGGAACGGACUAUACCCAUAUCCUUAGAGUGCCCUUCAGAUCGGAGAAUGGUAUUCUUCGUAAAUGGAUCUCCAGGUUCGACGUGUGGCCAUACUUGGAGACCUUUGCUGAGGAUGCGGCCAGUGAAAUUGUGGCAGAGUUGCAGGCAAUUCCAGAUUUUAUCAUUGGUAACUACAGUGAUGGCAAUCUUGUUGCGUCUUUGCUGGCUUACAAAAUGGGUGUUACACAGUGCACCAUCGCCCAUGCAUUGGAGAAAACAAAAUAUCCAAAUUCAGAUCUCUACUGGAAAAAGUUCGAUGAGAAAUACCACUUCUCCUGUCAAUUCACUGCCGAUCUUUUAGCCAUGAACAAUGCGGACUUCAUCAUUACCAGCACAUACCAAGAGAUUGCAGGAACGAAGAACACUGUGGGACAAUACGAAAGCCACACUGCAUUCACCCUUCCUGGAUUGUACAGGGUUGUUCAUGGUAUCGAUGUCUUCGAUCCCAAGUUCAACAUUGUCUCGCCUGGAGCUGACAUGACGAUCUACUUCCCAUACUUUGAAAAGAAGAAAAGACUCACAGCACUUCACGUGCCAAUAGAGAAGAUGUUGUUCGAUCCAGAGCAAACUGACGAGUGCAUUGGUACUUUAGACGAUCGGUCGAAGCCCAUACUCUUCUCCAUGGCGAGGCUAGACCGUGUGAAGAACAUAACUGGAUUGGUCGAGUGCUAUGGGAAGAACACCAAACUGAGGGAGCUGGUGAACCUCGUUGUGGUUGCUGGUUUCAUCGAUGCCAAGAAGUCGAAAGACAGGGAAGAGAUCGAUGAAAUCGUAAAAAUGCAUGAUCUGAUGAGCAAGUACAGCUUGAAAGGACAGUUCCGUUGGAUCACAUCUCAGACAAAUAGAGCUAGAAAUGGGGAGCUGUACCGAUAUGUAGCAGACACCAGGGGAGCUUUCGUCCAGCCCGCUUUCUAUGAAGCUUUCGGCCUUACAGUUGUGGAGGCAAUGACUUGCGCCCUCCCAACUUUUGCCACUGUCCAUGGCGGUCCUGCAGAGAUCAUCGAGCAUGGCGUGUCCGGCUUCCACAUCGAUCCGUAUCACCCUGAUCAGACUGCUGAACAAAUGGCGGAUUUCUUUGAACGAUGCAAGGAGGAUCCUAGCUACUGGAACAAAAUCUCCGACGGAGGACUCCAGCGAAUUUACGAGAGGUACACUUGGAAGAUCUACUCUGAAAGGCUGAUGACGCUUGCUGGCGUAUAUGGUUUCUGGAAGCAUGUAUCCAAGCUCGAACGCCGAGAGACCAGAAGAUACCUGGAGAUGUUCUACAUUCUCAAGUUCCGCGGUCUGAUGAAGACUGUUCCGUUGGUGACCGAUGAGCAUCAUUAGGCUACACGCUUUGGGAGAGGUUGAAAGAGCAUCCAUGACCAGCAGGCUGCUGCUAGUACUAAGAAAUAAUAGUCUUUGGGUCGAUGCUUUUUCUCCCAUUUCAAUAGCUAUAGCUAAGCAUACGUGCCUUUGCGUCGGUGAAAUAAAUCUGCGAGACAAGUCGCAGUUAUGUGUUAAGGAUAACCACGGCAAUAGUUUCCUUAUAUGUACAUAUUACUACGCGUCUGUGUCAUGGCCAUGGGAUCGAAUGUGUGUUGUUCGAAGUUCAUCGAACACUAUGUAUAGUGUACUAUGUAGCAUGAAGCUUAAGGUUUGAGUAAAUUCUUUCCUUAGUAACUUCUGUUGUCAACGGAGAGAAAGAAGGGCAAUGAGCAACAAGAUAGGUGGGAAUCCUGCUUCCAAGCUCAGACGUUCUGAAUCCUCAAAGCAUUCAUGGAUGUAUCUUCUCCGAACAACAACUCAUAUGGACGGAACAAAGAGCAGCGAUGAAG
Molecule: messenger RNA, 3158 nt
Organism: Linum trigynum
Lineage: Eukaryota; Viridiplantae; Streptophyta; Magnoliopsida; Malpighiales; Linaceae
Source: the annotation of a GenBank genome assembly